Messenger RNA from Trypanosoma theileri, 513 nucleotides. RefSeq lists its product as uncharacterized. Bases 1 to 513 code for a protein of 170 amino acids. The transcript has a single exon. The record is from RefSeq and is a predicted model, not a curated record. NCBI's taxonomy places the organism in Eukaryota, Euglenozoa, Kinetoplastea, Trypanosomatida, Trypanosomatidae.
AUGGAAAGAUCUUCUGCUGAUGUACGACGAGUUUGGGGUACAUCGCAUAGAAAUCGUCGUUUGGUGCAUCGAAUCAUGUGGAUAAUUGUUUGGUGUGUGGGAGUAGUAACAGUGAGCAAAAUGCAUCUUGAUUCUGUUAAGAUGUAUAUAAUUAUCUCUACACUUUUGCUUAUAUUUGUUUCACUUGGGCGAAUGCGUAAGAAACGAGUAGUGAAUGCUCAUGAUGUUCCUAGUCCUAGGGUGGUGGAUGAGGUUCCAAGGAACAUCAGUAGGGAUGAAACUCCUACUGCAACCCAACUUCCUAUUUCUUCUGUGCGGAGAGAGUGUGCUGUUUUCACAGCAUUAAGGAAUAUUGGUACCCCGCAAGCUCUUCGAGCUGUUCGGGAUAAAGAAUUUCAAGAUCUUAUUCUUCAUACACCACCCGAUUCUAUACAGUGCUGCUGUGGAAGUGGAACACGUUUUGCUCGAUGUUGCCGCGUUAUUCAGGAUGCGUUGCAUCAAUGUGAAUUGUAG